This is a messenger RNA of Paramecium tetraurelia, 11871 nucleotides long. RefSeq lists its product as uncharacterized. NCBI's taxonomy places the organism in Eukaryota, Ciliophora, Oligohymenophorea, Peniculida, Parameciidae. The record is from RefSeq and is a predicted model, not a curated record. The transcript has 8 exons. Gene Ontology annotation, cellular component: nucleus; SAGA complex; NuA4 histone acetyltransferase complex. Gene Ontology annotation, biological process: regulation of DNA-templated transcription; double-strand break repair via nonhomologous end joining. Gene Ontology annotation, molecular function: transcription coregulator activity; protein binding; DNA-dependent protein kinase activity.
AUGAAUGUGUUAUUAGAGAAAGAGCUUUAAAAAUUGGCAGCAGGAAAUUACCAAAGAGCAUCUGAUAUAAAAGAUUCAAUUGAAAAUAUUCUUUUUGAAAAUUAAUUAAACCAUGCUGAAAUUGGGUUAUGCUCAUCCAAAAUCAUGGCAUCAGAAAAAAGUUUCUUAGAAUUUCUAACAAACCAUGUUCUUGAUAAAGAUACUUAUUAUGCUCAAACCAAGAAAUCCUUGUAUUAAAUUUUAGCAAAAUACAUAAAGAAUUAUGUUCAAUAUGUAUCUGAAUAUUUGGAAUCAAUAAUUAGUACUUGUAUUUAGAAUUUUAAAAAGGAAGAGUCAGGAGUGGCAAAAGAAGCAUCCCUAUUACCCAUAAUGAAAAUCUAUAAACAUUCUGAUUAAUAAAUUUUAGUAAAGCUUUAGGUUCACAAAAAUCUAUAUCAUAUCUUGUUAUAGGAAUGUUUGGAAACUAAAUUAACAGCUGGUGUAAAGGGAAGAAUUUUUUAGACUCUCGGAGUCUUAAUAAAGAGAUUUAAUAACGAUUUAGGGGAACAAGGAAUAUAUUUGCAUGCUUUCUAAUCAAUAAUUAGUUAGAUAAAGAGUAGUAAACCUGAAAUGGUUAUAAUUGAAGGGAUUCUUAAAUUCUUUAAAUAAUGUUUAAUGUAUCAUCAAUUUAAUCAAGAAUAAAUAUCUUUAUUAUAUUAAGCAUUAGUAACAUUUUGUAAACCAGUUGAGGAUUUGAGUACUUUUAAAGUACCAAUAGCUGCUUGUAAAUGCAUGAAAUAGAAUCUGGAUAUAUUUAGUCACUAUUUGAUAAUAAAGACUAAUGCUUUGACUUUGUUUGAUUAAUAUAUAAAGAUUUUGCAGCAUCGAAAUAGAGAUUUAAAAGAAUGUGUUUAAGAAUUGCUUGAAUUAUUUAUAUAAAAGAUAUCUUAACAAUUGGAUCAUAGUAUUAAUGAUCAUAAAAUCAUAUUUAAUGUGAUUUUAAACAAAUUUAUAGAGAUUUUGAAUGAUAACAAAGCCGAUAUGUUUCUGAUGACUGUCAUUAUUAGAUCUGUGGGACACUUUGCAAAGGCAAUUGCGAAUCUAAGAGGGGAGAAACAAUUGGGAGAUUUUUUUGAUAAGUUAAACGAUUUAGGUUUUGAGAGAGUUUUAUAGGUUUAUGAGGAUUUUUAUAAGGAGGAAGAAGGAAAUAUGAAAAGAGGAGCAUAAUUUAAGGUUUUGCUUUAUAGAUAAAAGUAAUUAAACUCAUUUCUGAUAUCAUAUGCUAAUAUCAUUAAGAAUCUCAGUAAAAUAUCUGAUAAGCAAAUUCAACAUUUAUUUGCUUUAUGUUCUUUAUGCAUUAAAUAACAUUAUAAUUAUUUUGAAAAUUAUAGACCUUAUUUAUAUGAUGGUAUGGCAAACAUCAUAAUCUCGAUAUUUGGACACUAAACUAUAGGCAUACAAUUUGUGGGUUCAUUGUUAUCAAAAGGAGUGAUAGAAGGAUUGAAAUUAGGAUAAAAUUAACUUGAUGGAGAUUUGUACAUUAAGACCUGCUAGGAGAUGUCAAAAUUUUGGAUUGGAAUUAUUGAAUAAAAAGUAUGGACAUAGCAUUAUUUAACAAAAUUUGUAAAACAAUUAUUUGAUUAAAUCGCAUAAUUGAUUUAAAAUUGUAAUUUUGAGUCAAUAUAGAAGGAAGUUAAUUAAAUAGAUGAAUAAAAUCAAUAAUAAUACACAUUAAAAAUUUAGGAAUUUAGAAAUUUUGCAGUUAAUCCAACUCAAUUAACUUAAUUUCAUAGAUUCAUUUUAAUGUUAUCAGCUUUAAUCCCUAAAAUUCCGAUUGAAUCUGCUGUGAUCUCCAUUUUGAAUUUACUUAAUUUAGUGCUAAUAAAGAUUAGAAAAUACCCGAAGGCAUUAUUGUUACUGAUAUUUGCCAGGGUCUUAUUAAAAUAUAUAAAAGAAACCUAAUUAAUAAAUUAGUAAUUUUUUGAAGCAAGAUAAAAAUAAAUAUUGAUUAAUUUAAUAUUAAAAUUAAAGGGAUUGAUUUAGAAUCAUUUGAAAUCAUAUAGUUCAUAAUUAUAAAUUGAGGCGUUAAAUGUCUUAUUAACAAUUCCUGUUGAAUUCAUUGUAAAAGAUAACUAUUUAUUACUAAAAUCAGAAUACAUUCAGAUUAUUAUUAAUGCCUUUUAGAUGAAUAGUAAUUCACUAUCAUGGAGUGCCAUCGAUUUAUUGAUACAAUUGAUACAGUCAGAAUACAAUUAGAAGAACCAAAAGAAUUUAAAAUAUCUAUUGAAGAUAUUAAAGAAUGUUAUUCCUAAAUUAUCAUCAUAUAUGCAAUUAGUCCCAGAAUAAGAAAAGCCAUUUUAUACUCCAAUCUAAUAUAUAGAUAGUAUUAGUCCAAACAUUUUGUUGUCUGAAUCACAUAUAGAUCAAAACCAUAUAGUCGACAAAGUUAGAUAUUUCUUGGGUUCUAUUGGAGGAUUAUGUCAUCUGAUAGUGGAUGAGACGUAUAAUGAAUCCCUUUUGGCCCUUGAUUACAAUAGCCCAAUAACUAUAAACAUCCCAGUUGGUUAAAGGAAAAUGAAACUUCGAUUUGGACAAUUCUUAGAAAGAAUUUUAAGUUUGUGUCUAAGUGCCCCUUUAGAAAAAUCCAAAAUUUAUGCUUGUGAAUUAUUGCAAGCCUUUGCUAUUUACAUGAUUGGUGACCAAGCAGUUAAUGGAACAAAAGCUGUGGCUCAAAAUACGAAGAAGAAAUUUGAGUAUGCAAACAUUUAUAAAAAAAUGUUCCCUGUUAUGAUAGAGAUCAGCAACACAAUGGAUCAUCCAUGUAGAACAUAUUUUAAAGAACAUCUUACAAGAAUAGUUCACUGGUUUGCCAAUUCAAAGUAAUAUGAAGCCCCAGAUGUGGCAUAAUUAUUAGAUUGUUUAUUUGAAUAACCAAUAAAUAAGGAGGACCCUUAAUUAGAAUAAUUUUGUUCUUAAUUAAUAGGAGAAUUCAUCUAAUGGACUUUAAAAUAGACAACUCCAGAUUAGUUGAAGUUAAAUUACUCAAACAUCAAAACUGUAAUGAGAAGGAUUAUCACAUAUGCUAAUCAUCCUGAUUUUAGAUAUAAGAGUAUGUCAUUAGAAUGCAUUUUAUAAUUUGUUAAGCACACCCAAUAGGAAAAGUUUAUAGUGUCGAAAUAUUUCAUUGAGAUUGUAGAACAAUUAAAGUUCAUUUUUAUAGUUGAGGAUAAAGACAUCAGCAGAAUAGUGUCUAAUACAAAUAAUAUUAUAGACAUAAUAAGUAAUGGAUUUGAAAGAUUUACCUAAGAUUUAUUAUAAGAAAUGAAGGGAAGAUAAGGAAAAAAUAAGACUUUGUAUUCCUUACAUGAAUUCUUAUUGAAUGAAGCUAUGAUUGGCAAAGACGGAGGAUGGCAAUAGGCAACACUUAGUCUCUGGUAUUUGAGUGUUAGCAAGACAUAAAAAGUAAUUAAGAAAAAUGCAAGAGAACUCUUGGUUGAUUAGAUAGCUGAGAUCGGGUAGAAGAUGAAGUUGUUUCCGAAAUACCCUAUAAAUAGAUUACAGGGAGAGUAGAAUUAUACUUCUCUUCGUUUAGACGCUGAAUCACUUUCUUGGCAAUGCAGAAUUUGGCAAUUUAUUCAUGAUCGAAACUUAUUCACUUUAGAUGAGAUCAUUCAAUUUGAUGAUUAUCUGAUAACAACUUACAAUAUUCAUCAAUUUCUAAGAUAUUUUAUUGUCAAAAACUAAAAACAUUUAAUGGAUGAAUCCCCUUUAUUUGAUAUGAUCAUGACAUUAACAUAAGAUAAUUUCAAUCCAUCAUAGAAUUUCUAGAAUGAUGCAGGCAAUAUUGACAAUUGGCUUGCCACUUCAUUACCUGAGAAGUUAGUGGAGUAACUAAUUACUACUUUUGAAAGAGUAUAUAAAUUUGUAAGGACAUUCCAUAUUGAUGUUGAAUAAUACUACAAUCUAAGUAUUGGAAUCAUUAUAAGACCCUCUUAUUUCUUAAAAGGAAUUCAAUUGGAUUUGUACUUUGGAUAGGUUGAUAGUGUUGUUAAUGAAGCAUAAAGGUUAUUAUAAGGAACUAUAAAAUUUACUGAAUUUCGAUAAGUCUUAAAUGAAAUCUUCGAUAAUUAAUUCGUUUCAUUUGCGUAAACAAUUACUAAUAAAGAUUUAAUCAAAGACAUUAAUGAAUUGAAAUUCUUCUUAAAGGGAUUGAAAUGGAUUUCCAAUUAAUGUUCCGAUGAUUAGGAUAGUAAUAAUUUCUUUUAAGAGUGCAUCGAUUAACUUGGUUAAGUGGUUAUUAAUUUUGAAUAGGGAAAUGAUUAAAUUAAUAAUAUCGAAUAUGUUACUCAUCUCUUUGAAUUCUUACUUUCAGAGUAAAGAGCCAAAAACUUUGUUAUAUCUAAUUUAAUAAAAGCCUCUGACUUUAGAUAAAAGUACGAGGAAUAACUUAUAGCCUUUGUCGCUAGAAACUUUGAAUCUAUUGGUCAAAUCUACUUUUAGUAUAUUUGUAAGGAGACUCAUUUAUUUAGAUAGGGAAUAUUAUUGGUUAACAAAGUACCUUAAAAUUAAGUGCAUCAUUUUUUCAAGUUUCAAUUUAAAGUAAAUAGAGAAAACUCUGCUCUUUUAUUAUUGGAAAUUUAAAUCAAUAAUAUUGUUCUGAAUCAAACCAAAAACAUUAAUAGAGAAUAUGUAAAAGGUUUAUUAAAGGAUGGACUGAACACAGGUAGAUCAAUCGAAAUUCACAUUGACGCUCUAAUAUUAUUUGGAUUGUAUAUUAAACAUAUAGAUACAGAUUUACCCAAUUAUCUAAAUGAUUUGGCGAAUAAGUAUUUCCCCAUUAAGAUUUCAGACUUAAAGAAAGGCUCAGCAGAAGAGUUGAAUUUCAAAACAAUUCUGAAAAAAUUAACAGAAAUGAUUAAGCUUUGUGGAUAGAUUUAAUAUAUUGAAGUAUUAUUUCCACUGUUAAGACAAGAUUUAAAUUUUGACUUGUUUAUUUAAGAAUUCUUAUAAAUUAACCAAGAAUCUUACCAAUAAUUGAAAUGGCUCAUGUUAUAAAUAAAAGACGAGCAAUUAGAUACUAGCACCCUCAAUAAUGUGAGAAUAGCUUUGGGUAAUAAAUUAUUGAUUCCUCUUUUGAGUAAUUCCAACUUAUUGUUAGAGUUCUAUUCAGAAUUCACACCUUAUCUUUUGUAAUAGUUGAAUGUAACAUGGGAUGAUAAUUGGAAGAACAUGUUGUUUCAAUUACAAUGGAGAGGUCUUAUUUUUGAUCUAUUUGGAAUAGCCUACAAGAGGAUGUCAACUGAAUAAAUAAAAAAACAAUUACAUUAAAAUCUGAAGUUCUAAGCUGAUAAUGAAAUAACCAAGAAAUUGAUUGUAGAUUGUAACAAAGCUAGCAAAUUCAAAUUUGAGAAGAUUAACAUUUUGAAUAUAAAUCAAAAGGAAAUUCUCUCUUAAGUGAAUUAUCUGAAAAUAGUAGAAGAUUAUUAAAGCAGUGCCUUUAUUACAUACAUUUAUGUGUUGAUGAAAACAUAGACUAAGGAAAACAUAUUUUAUGCUCAUUUAUUCAAGAAAGAAAGAGAUAUAUCUUAUUGGGAUAAUUUCAUAAAUAAAGAAUGGUAAUUUAAUUUUUAAGUUGAGACAAACUUUGAAGAAAAACCACUGUAUACUGAAGUCAAGAAGUAAUAGUAGGAUUAUUUCUAGGAGAAGAUUGUCAAAAAUUAUCUAUAUACAGCUUCAUUAUCAGUUGAGUAAGUUACAGAAACCACAAUGGAAAUUGAAGAAGAGAAUGAGAAUCUGUAAAGUACAGUUGAAGUGUAAAAGAUCGAGAUGGAUGAAGUUAAUAAGCAUAAAUUGAUGAUACCAAUGUUAUCUUUGAUAGAUUUUAUGGCAAACAAACAGAAUUUCUAGUAAUAGAUAGCUGGGUAAUAGCAAACUCAAUAGACAUAACAAUAGGAAGAAGAAAUGCCUAGCUGGAUGACUGCUAUUAAAUAAGUAUUCAAUGAUGAUAGUCUUUAUUUGUCAUUGAAGAUAUUCAUGUUAAAAUUGAUAAUCAACAAAAGUGAUAUAUUUAAUAGGUAUGCAUCAGGAUGGAUAGGAGUUUUGCUAGAUUAUUGUACAAAAGAGAACAAAAUCAAUGGUGGCAAAGGAUUUCAUUAUUUCUUGAGAGAUGUCAUUGUAGUCUUGAUUAAAUUUUCAUAGAAAUUAGAAGUUAGAUAGGAGUAUCUUUAAAUGCAUCCAUAAUCUAGAAAUAAGAUAUGUUCAGUCAUUAACAAUUUGAUAAUGUUAUCAGCAGAUAAAAAUAGAAAAAUAUUUGACUAGAACAUUGAAAUUAUUGGGAUGUUUGUUUAAUUAUAUAGAGAUUCGAUGUACAUUUGUGAUAAAUCAAUAGUUGAUAUGAUUUCCAAAAAGCCUGAUCAAAAGAACUAAUAAUUAGAUCCAUAAGCAGAAGAUACUUCAGUUUUAUGGUAGGCAAAUGGAUUAGCCAUAUUACAUAUUGCAUUGUUAAAUAAUGUGGUAAUUUUAUAGGAUUAUCCAGAAUUUGUAAGAACUGCUAAUUCAUCACUUUAUGAGAAAUAUAGAUUUAUUUUAUAAAAGCAAUCUCACAAUAUUAAAUUCCCAACUGAAUAAAUUAAUAGAUUGGCCUGCACAUACACUACAAAAAAGCAUGUUCUCAAAGGAAUUGCAAAUGUCUAUGGAAGUGUAUUGUAGUGUUGUCAAUAUUUAAAGGUUUCUGGAAAUGAUUAUGAGUAAGAAAUCAUAAACAUUGUUACUGGUAUUAAGGCUGACAAUCGACCAGGUUAUGGCAAAGAGAAGUUCACUACAUUCAUGAAGAUUCUGACUUUUGUCUACCCAAAAGUUUUAAGCAACAAUAAGUUGUUCUAAGAAACAGCAAAUUUAAUAGUUUAGGCUUCAAACAAAGAAAGAGCAGAGAUUUUGAGAAUAUUUAGUGAAUUUUUAGAAUAGAUUGAACAAUCUACUUAGGAUCCAGAAUUUUAUAUUAAUGAAAUUGUGGUAUCAAUUAGUGGAAGUAUUGAUAAGGUAAUUGAAGAUCAAGAGGAAAGUGUACAUUAUGCAUUAUUGAAUUUGUUAAAGUAAUUAGUUUAAUUGAAAUGUUUGAAUGCUUGCACUGACUUGAUUUUACAUUGUUUUAAUUAGAUUUUAGACAAAAUAGAUUAAAAAUAUGGAGUAGAUAGAGAUAUAGGGAUUGUAAAAAUUUAUUAGAACAUUCUGAAAUUGUUACAUGAGUACUUAAUAAAUUAUGAUCAUAAGGAACUGUAAGGCAAAGUUACAACUUACAUCUUAUCAUUAUUUACAUCUCAACAUAUUGAGAUUCGAAACCUGUGUUUUAAGUACUUGCAGGAUGAUUUAGAACGCAAAGCUAUUUAAUUAUAAUACUAGGCUGGCUAAUAAACAACUUAGAUUGAUAGAGUGAUUUCUUUAAUGAAGGAUAUUUAUUAGCCAUCAAAGGAAACCUUGUGGUUGAAAGGAGCAGUUCCUCUGUUAUUAAGUCAGAGUACAAAGACACAAGAGUAUGAUGCAUUCAUGUUUGAUAAGAAUCUAAGUGACGAAGCUCAUUAUUAUGAUUAGGAAUUCAACAAUAAGAAAUAUAUCAGAUAAAACAAUAUGUCUUAGAUGGCAGGAACUCAAUUCGGGUCUUAAUUCACCUCAUCAUCUUAGCUUUUAAGUUAAGCCAUUGGAGCUAGUCAAAAUAAUCCAGGGAACAAGAAUCCCGUCAAUUAAAAAUAAUUGAUAAGAGCAACUCAAGAAGUUAUUUAAUAAUCAUAGUAUUUUGAUGAGGAAGGAUUCAGAAUUCCAAUGAAAUCAAAUAGAUCUCAUCUUUCUUAAUUUCUUUAAGCAAACGAAAUAAGUUUCUAAUAGAUUCAACUAACAUCAAACAAUUAGAUCAGAUACAAACCAGAGUCUGCCACUAGUCUAAGAGACCCAACCAAAAAAUACUAUAAGCUUAAAUCACAAUAACCAAGUUCAUAAAUGUACACUUCAACUUAGGAGGGCUUUGAGAAGUUUGUUUAGAAUAGAGUUCGUAAAUAUAGAGAAGGAGAUUUGCCAGACAUUAAAAUAAAGCAUAAGGAUAUUAUUGAUCCUUUGAUCGUGUUAUGUUUUGAAGAUGAAGAAUUGGCAGGAAGAGUAUUUACAGCUCUUUUUUAAGAAUUGUAUGACAGAAACACAUCAGCUGAAACUCUGUAUGAAGUUCUAUUAGGAUUAUUAUAGAGAUCGUAAUGCAAGACAUUCAUCUUUAUCUCAACUGUCUUAAGAACUCUCCAUUAAGUCUUAUGCAAAUCAGGAAUUCUAUUGCCAGAAAAUAAGAUUGUCAAAAAAAUCGGAUUAGAAUCUUUGGCUUAUUAUCAGAGUAUGAUUUUGACUGAAGAGUGCAUUUUGAGAUUGUAAGAAGAUAAUGAAAAUUAAGAAAUUAGAAAAUCCUUCUUUUGGAUGGAUCUUAUGGAUUUGCAUCAAAGUUAAGGCAACAAGGCUUAAAUUGAGGGAAUUAUUAACGAAUUGUUCAAAGAUAAGCCAGCCUUUGAUUCCAUUAAAUAGGCUAUGGACUAUAAACAUUAGUAUUCAUAUGUAAGAGCCAAUUAGCAGUUGGAAGAGUUGUUAGAUGAAAUAAAUUAGGAAGGGUAUGAUGAAGACACAAUAGAUGGGAGAAUGGUUCAUUACUUAUAAUAGGAGUUUGAAGAUACAUGUAUGAAAUUGGGGUAAUGGGAAAAAUUGGAUGCUUAAUUGAAAGAUGUAACUUAAUUAACAGAUCGAGAAUUAAAUGCAAAUUUACCAUUAAUAAGAAGGACAUUCCAUAAAUAUAUGUCGAUCAAUAAAACUGGAGAAUUCGAUCUUCAGAAAGCAAAGUAUUUGGAAAGAAGAACUGAACAUUUGGCUGAUGAAUUUUUAUUAGAAAAAACUCUGAUUCUCAUCUCAGAAUAAGACAUUGAUUAAUCUAGAUACUUUCUUCAAAAGGCGUAAAGGAGAUUCUUAACGUAAUGGUCAAGUUUACUAUCUUAAAAUGAAUUGCUAUCUAAAUAACUUAGACAUAAACAUUUAGAAUAGUUGCAAAUGAUGCAUGAAAUGGGGGAAAUACAGAGUAUUUAUAGUGGAGUCGAAAUUGAUAUCGAUAAAAAGAUGUAAAUAUUGAACACCUGGGCUGUUCGAUCUCCAUCACUUUAAGAUAGUUUAUAUACUUGGAAUAGGAUCUAUUAAAAUCGUUUGAUCAUGGCAAAUCAAACUCAUCCUGUAUUGGGAAUGUGGGCAUUACAAUUUGCCAAGGGAGUUGUUUAAAUGAAUUAUUUCUAAUAGGCUGCUAAUCUAUUGUCCAUAUGUUUCAAAAUUUACAAGUGUGAAAAUUGGAGCACUUAUUCAACUUUGGCCAAAUUGAAACUAAAAGAAGAAAGAUUCGAAAGUGAUUAAAGGGAUUUAGAAACCAUCUAUUAGAAAUUAAAUGACAAUUUUGAUAGAUACGAUCAACAUAAAAAAUUAAAACUCUUUUUCAGUCAAUAAGCCUAAAAAAACACUGAAAAACCAGUAUAAUUCAGAUUUAACAUGCUCCCCAUCAUUAGUAAUUAGCAUUAUCUAAAAAUCAAUCAAGAUUUAGUGUUCAUGUUUAAUUAAGAAUCUAGAAAACAUAACAAUCGUUACGAUUUUAAUCCCUUUUAUUAACGUUAUGCUGAUGCCAUAAUGCAAACAUUUAAUGGAUAUUUGGAAUUGUAAAUACAACUACAUGAUGAAAAUAUUAAUCAAUCUAAAUUCUAUAAUAAAGCAGCAAUGUUUUGUGAAAGAUGUUUAAGAGUAAUUGAACCUGAUUCUGGUGGCUCUAAUGAUUUAAGAAAGAUCUUAGAAAAUAAAAAUAUCAGCUUAGAUAUGAUUGCUGAUUAAUUUGUCAGAUAUACAAUCAGUUCAUUUAAAUUCAAUGCUAAUCAAUUAAAUAAAAUAGAAACACUUCUAAUUAAAGUACUCAAAGUUGUCUAAAAGUUUCCUAAUCAAAUUGGCCCUGUAUUUUAAGAUGCUGUGGAAAAAGGACAUCUAAGUACUUGGAUAUUCUUACAAUACCUACCUCAAUUAAUACAUUUAAUUAAUGACAAUGUGAGAUUCUAAUAUUUCAAGAGGAUCUUUGAUGAUUUCAUUAAAAAAUACCCUCAACAAUUUGUUUACUAAUUUAAUGUGACUUAUUAAACAAGAAAGGAAUUCAAACCAGACUCUGAAGCCAGUAAGAUGUUCGAUAAAUUGCAUCAAUGCAUUCCCAAGAAUUAUGCCUUUAUUGAAGCUCUAAAUUAAUUGACACAUCCAGAACAUAGAUUAUAAGCAUAUCUGAAUUAGAUUAAAGAUAAUUCUGAAGACAUAGAUACCGUUAUUGAUAAAAUUCAGGAAGACUUUUUCUCCAAAAGGGAAGAUUUCUAUGGAAGUUACAAUUUGGCAUUUAUCUAAAAAAAGAAAAAUCAACUCAAUUAAAUAUUAAAGAAUAAAGCUGAUUCACAUACUAUUAAUUAGUUCGCAUAAGAAAUAUCAGAGGAAGCAAAAUAGAUUCAAGUCAAGAACUAACAAAUGAUCCAUGAUAUGUCUCGGUGGUUCUAAAAUUAUAAUGAGGAAUCAAUUGAUCAAGUUGGCAAAUAAACAGAAAUUCUAAUUCCUAUUCAACUUAGUGGAAUGAAUGAAUUCGAUAUAUAAAUGAUACCAAAAAUAGCCAGUUUUGAUUAGGGGAUGCUUGUAUUAUCUUCAAUUAGGAAGCCGAAGAGAAUCAAGAUAUAUGGAACUGAUGAAAAGCAGUAUCUGUUUUUAGUCAAGGGAGGUGAGGAUUUGAGAUUGGAUUAGAGAAUUGAAUUGUUGUUUGAUGUCAUGAAUAAAAUUCUACCAGAUUCUGAUCUAAGUACUUAUGGAGUGUUCCCAAUGACUAAGUUAUUUGGUAUGUUAUAAUGGGUAGAUAACACUACAGUUAUUAAGGAGAUCAUAGAAAAAGAACAUUAAGAAGAGGAAGGAUUGGAGUUAUUUAAAAACAAAGCACUAUCUAAGAGGGAUGAAUAUGCAGCUAAAGCAGCUAAACGAUAAGGAUAAUAUAACGAAAAAAAUAAAAAUUUUGAAAAUGCUACUGACGUAGUUUCAAAUUUUAAUGAAUAGAAAAAGUAUGUCAAGGAUACAUUAUUGAGAAAUGGUUUAAGCAAAUUAAGUGCAAAUUUAGAAGCUUUUGUUUUUAUCAGAGAUAAAUUCCUUAUUAAUUAUGCAGGUAUAUGUGCUUCUGGUUAUAUUCUUGGUAUAGGGGACAGACAUUUAGAAAAUAUACUAUUAAAUUAUUCAAAUGGUAAUUUAAUCGCAAUAGAUUUUGGAUUCUCUUUUGGUUAAGGAUUAGCUUUGCCUAUUCCUGAAUUGAUGCCAUUUAGAUUGACUUAGGUUUUUGAAGGAUUAGCCAAACCUAUUGGAUUGGGUGGAUUGUACAAGAGUUAGUUUGUUAAGAUAAUGAGUGCUCUGAGAAAAAAGAGACACAUUUUACUUGAUUUCUGUGAAGUGUUUAUUAAUGAUCCAUUGAUUGAACAAAUUAAAAUAGGAAAGAAUAAAGGAAUGUCGGAUGAAUUUAGAUAACGUUUAGAAGAAUAAUCAAAAAUUGAAGAGUAAGUUUAUAAUAGAACUGGAGAUUCUCCCAGAAACAUGAAAUUAAUAGGAGUUCAUUGUUCUUUGAUACUUUUGGAAGAAUUUGAUGAAUCUAGACAUUAAUCAGCAAGAUAUGCUGAUAAUCUAAGAAAGGCUAUUUAAGGAAUUAAUCAAAAUAGGUUAAGGCAUUAAUACUAAAAACAUUAAACUUUGUCUGUGAUUCAAUAGGUGGACUGUUUGAUUGAUUUGGCCACAGAUCCAAAUAUAUUGGGGAGAGCUUGGAAGGGAUGGGCUCCAUUUAUAUGA